AUGGAUUUCGGGUCCUUGGAGACCGUGGUGGCCAACUCUGCCUUCAUUGCUGCCCGGGGCAGCUUUGAUGGAAGCAGCACACCGUCUUCNCGAGACAAGAAAUAUCUGGCCAAGCUCCGGUUGCCCCCACUGUCCAAGUGCGAGGGUCUCCGUGACAACCUCAGCCUGGANUUUGAGAGUCUGUGCUCAGAGCAACCCAUCGGCAAGAAGCUCUUCCAACAGUUCUUGAAGACAGACGAGAGGCAUGUGCCAGCUCUGGAGCUCUGGAAGGACAUUGAGGACUAUGACACUGCUGAUGAUGACCUGAGGCCACAGAAGGCACAAGCCAUCCUGGCUGAGUACCUGGACCCACAGGGCACACUCUUCUGCAACUUUCUGGACCAGGGCAUGGUGGCAAGGGUGAAAGAAGGGCCAACUGGGAGCCAGGAUGGCCUCUUCCAGCCUUUGCUCCAGGCCACAAUGGAGCACUUGAGCCAGGCGCCCUUCCAGGAGUACCUAGAAAGCCUGUAUUUCCUGCGGUUUCUUCAGUGGAAGUGGUUGGAAGCCCAGCCCAUAGGUGAAGACUGGUUCUUGGACUUCAGGGUCCUGGGAAAGGGGGGCUUCGGGGAAGUGUCUGCCUGUCAGAUGAAGGCAACUGGCAAGAUGUAUGCCUGCAAGAAGCUCAACAAGAAACGGCUGAAGAAGAGGAAGGGCUACCAGGGCGCCAUCGUUGAGAAGAGGAUUCUGACUAAAGUACACAGCAGGUUCAUUGUGUCUCUGGCCUAUGCAUUCGAGACCAAGACGGACCUCUGUCUGGUGAUGACCAUCAUGAAUGGAGGUGACCACCUGCAUCAGAGACGCAUUGUCUACCGUGACCUCAAGCCAGAGAAUGUGCUGUUGGACAAUGAUGGCAAUAUCCGAAUUUCUGACCUUGGACUGGCUGUGGAGUUGAAGGAAGGGCAGAAUAAGACCAAGGGAUACGCAGGGACCCCAGGUUUCAUGGCUCCUGAGCUCCUGCGCGGUGAAGAAUACGACUUCUCUGUGGACUACUUUGCCCUGGGGGUCACAUUGUACGAGAUGAUCGCAGCCAGAGGACCCUUCCGAGCCCGAGGAGAGAAGGUAGAGAACAAGGAGCUUAAGCAACGUAUCAUCUCAGAGCCUGUGAAGUACCCAGAGAAGUUCAGCCAGGCCAGCAAGGACUUCUGUGAGCAGCUGUUGGAGAAGGACCCGGAGAAGCGCCUGGGCUUUCGGGAUGGAACCUGUGAUGCGCUGCGGGCAAACGUCCUCUUCAAAGAUAUCAGCUGGAGGCAGCUCGAAGCCGGGAUGCUCAUUCCUCCGUUCAUCCCAGACUCUAGGACUGUCUAUGCCAAGAACAUUCAGGACGUGGGUGCCUUUUCCACAGUCAAGGGNGUGGUUUUUGACAAAGCGGACACAGAGUUCUUCCAAGAAUUCGCCUCUGGCAACUGCUCCAUUCCCUGGCAGGAGGAGAUGAUAGAGACUGGGCUCUUUGGGGACCUAAAUGUGUGGCGCGCAGAUGGUCAGAUGCCGGAUGACAUGAAGGGAAUCACGGUGGAGGAGGCAGCCCCUACAGCCAAGUCGGGAAUGUGUCUCAUCUCCUAG
This is a messenger RNA of Mus caroli (Ryukyu mouse), 1599 nucleotides long. NCBI's taxonomy places the organism in Eukaryota, Metazoa, Chordata, Mammalia, Rodentia, Muridae. The record is from RefSeq and is a predicted model, not a curated record.